Messenger RNA from Aphanomyces invadans, 1630 nucleotides. Its product is annotated as ketol-acid reductoisomerase. The coding region runs from base 10 to 1569 and encodes 519 amino acids. The record is from RefSeq and is a predicted model, not a curated record. The transcript has a single exon. Gene Ontology annotation, biological process: L-valine biosynthetic process. Lineage: Eukaryota; Oomycota; Saprolegniomycetes; Saprolegniales; Verrucalvaceae. Gene Ontology annotation, molecular function: ketol-acid reductoisomerase activity.
GCAGCGCCCAUGUGGAAGCUCACGACGCCACUAACUUCCCGCGCCAUGCCAAAACUCCCACUCGCCGCUGCCAGUACGCGCUCGUUUCAAUCGAAAACAUUCCAAGAGCAUGUCCAGACUGCCACAAUGGCGGACCGCACCGAACAAAUCCUUGCCGGUGGUCGACAUCUCUUUCCGCUCCUCCCCAAGGCGUUCGCAGGCGUCAAGCAGAUCGGUGUCGUGGGAUGGGGUUCCCAAGCCCCCGCGCAAGCCCAAAAUUUGCGCGACUCAUUGAAGGGCACCGAUAUUCGCGUGAAGGUGGGUCUACGACCGAACUCGUCGUCCCUGGCCAAGGCCCGCGCCGCAGGGUUCACGGAAGAAUCCAACACGUUGGGCAAUCAAAACGACGUGCUCGCUGAGUCCGACAUGGUGCUCCUUCUCAUCAGCGACGCCGCGAGUGUGUCGUCGUACAAAGAUAUUUUCCAGCGCCUGAAGCCUGGUGCGACUCUCGGACUGUCGCACGGUUACCUCCUCGGUCAUUUGGACUCUGUGGGCGAAUCGUUCCCGUCGUCCAUCAACGUCGUGAUGGUGGCGCCCAAGGGCAUGGGUCCGUCCGUGCGCCGUCUGUAUGUGCAAGCGGCGCAGAACAACGGCGGCACUGCCGGUAUCAAUGCUAGUGUUGCAGUUCACCAGGACGUGAACGGCAAGGCGAUUGACCACGCGUUGGGCUGGAGUGUCGCGCUUGGUUCUCCAUACUCGUUCCCCACGACCCUUCGAGAAGAGUACAAAUCGGACAUCUACGGCGAACGUGGCGUGCUUCUCGGUGGCGUGUACGGCCUGAUUGAAGCGCUUUUCCGUCAUUACGUUCAUGAAGGCAAGACGCCCGCAGAGGCCUUCCACGACGCUGCCGACAGCUUGACAGGGCCAUUGAAUACGCUCAUUUCGCACCACGGUCUGUUGGCGGUCUACGAAUCGUUCAGCGGGGCCGACAAAGAAGCGUUUGAAGCGGCGUACACGGCUGCGUACCAUCCUUCGCGCGAGGUCCUGGAAGAAAUCUACGACGAAGUGGCGAGCGGCAACGAAAUCCGAUCGGUCAACAUGGCCGUCGAUCGCCAAGCGCGCGGCUUCCCCAUGCUGGCGACAUUGGAACAUCGGUGGAUGUGGAAACUCGGUGAGGACCUCCGCCGAUCCCGCGAUCCUUCCAAGCUCAAGCUGCAUCCGACGACUGCCGGCAUGUACGUGGCCAUGAUGAUGGCCCAAAUCGACGUGCUUCUCGACCACGGCCACGGGUAUUCCGAGAUCGCCAACGAAAGCGUGAUCGAAGCGACGGACUCGCUCAACCCGUUCAUGCACGCGCGCGGCGUCGCGUAUAUGGUCGACAAUUGCUCGAUGACGGCACGUCUUGGGACGCGAAAGUGGGCCCCUCGAUUCGACUACACGCUGACGGAGCAAGCCCUCAGUGCCGGCGGCGACAGCAAGUCGCCCGCGGAGAAGAAGGAGUUGCUCGCCAAGUUUACCAGCCAUCGCAUCCACGAUGUCCUCAACACGUGCCUCAAGCUGCGUCCGGACGUGGAUAUCUCGGUGGUGUAAGCAGUGGGCAGAUAUUGAGAAGUGAUUCAUCCAAAAAACAUACCAUUGAUAUGCAUACGAA